GUCGCAGCCUUUUCUCCGGCGAAGUCAAGGGUUCGGUGCGCCUCGACGAGCACGACCCAUCCCUGGUGGUCGCCGCCUCAUCCCUCUCUCGACGCGCCGUCACGUGUCGUUUCUUUCUGGCCACUCUCGGGCGCGUGGGAUCCACGCGCCGCCUUCCCCGUGUCGGAACUUCACCGUGCCACUGUCGGUCAUUUCGCCUCAGUCUCCUGGGUGUGUUGUGGUCUCUGAUUUGCUGUUUUAUUGAGGGUUGCUCCGAUUAGGGUUUCUUCCCACAAUCAAUUUUUCCCUCUUUUCUGUUUGGCUUUAUAAUGGCUGGUCUUGGAACACCGUCUCUCUCUGCUACUCCUACCAUUACUUCUGCAAAACUCAAUUGGAAAAACUAUUUAUCUUGGUCUUCUUCCGUGGAGUUAUGGUUUCUUGGUCAAGGAUACCAUGAUCAUCUUGAACAAGAUAUUUCCACCGUUUCUGAUGAAGAGAAAUCUCAAUGGCAGAAGCUUGAUUUUCAACUAUGUGCUGCCCUAUGGCAACCUGUUGAACAAGAAGUCUUAGAAAUUUUGAGACCUUACAAAACGUGUUCCUCUUUUUGGAGAAAAGCUCAAGAUAUCUUUGCUAACGAUGUGCAACGUCUCUUUGAUGCAACUCAAAGAGUGACUUCCCUCGAACAAAACAAUCAUGAUAUGGUUGCUUACAUAGGAAAGGCCCGUGCUGCUGUAGAAGAAUUGAAGAAUUUCUUUGUGGCUGAUUCUUUAGAAGGCCUAAACAAGAAGCUUGAUAAGUUUUACAUGGUCUUAAUUCUAAGAGGNCUACAUUCAGACUUUGAUCAUGUUCGUGAUCAAAUGUUAGCUGGUGAUCAAGUUCCAUCAAUGGAUAGCUUAGUUACUUGACUUCUUCGGGUGCCUUCAUUAGUUAAAAACGAAAGUUCAAUUGGUGGUAUUGAAACAUCAGCUAUGGUAGCACCACAAGGAAGAGGAGGAGGCAGAAGCAACNGAGGAGGACGUGGUGGUCGUGGUAUGCGUCCUCAGUGCACAUAUUGUAAGAGAAUAGGCCAUACUCGAGAGAAAUGUUAUGCCUUACAUGGAUAUCCAGACAAAGUUGCUCAUGUUUUUAAAUCUGAUGAUCUCGAAUCCAAAAUUUCAAAUGAAGAGUACCAAGAAUUUUUGAAGUAUAAGUCUGGAAAAUCUUUUAAUCC
Vigna radiata var. radiata (mung bean) is the source of this 1189-nucleotide messenger RNA. RefSeq lists its product as uncharacterized. Lineage: Eukaryota; Viridiplantae; Streptophyta; Magnoliopsida; Fabales; Fabaceae. Bases 309 to 884 code for a protein of 191 amino acids. The record is from RefSeq and is a predicted model, not a curated record. The transcript has a single exon.